CCCCAGCGGCCGUCAGCCGCGCCCCCACCGGCGGCUCUAGCACGUAGCGCCCCAUCCCUGCCGGCCCCGCGGGAGUGGCGGCCGCGCCGUGGCCCGUGGAGCGGGCUGAAUCUGGGAGAGGCCCGGGGCGGAGGGAAGCAGCCCCCCCCCGGAGGGGGAGAGGAGCCAAUACAAUUCCCCCCCCCCCCCGCCCUUGGGGGCUGCAGGUCGUGGUAGCGACCUGUGGGCGGAACCAAUCGGCACCCUGCGCGGGGAGGCCGGCGGGACCGGAGGCCGCUGCCGGUUCGGGGCCAUGUCGGUGGCUUUCGUGCCGGAGCGGCUGCGCGGCAGAGCGGAAGUGAAUCCGGAGACCCUGCAGCGGUUACUAGAUGAAAAUGAUCAGCUGAUUCGGUGCAUUGUAGAAUAUCAAAAUAAAGGAAGAGCUACAGAAUGUGUGCAGUACCAGCAUAUCUUGCACAGAAAUCUUAUUUAUUUGGCUACUAUUGCUGAUGCAACUCCAGCCACUGUACAGAAGACUGAUGGAUCCCACAAACUUGGACACCCUUCAGUGGUGCCUAUAUAAAGCAUGGAGACAUGAUUGAAUUGGGGGAACUCUGAGGCCAAGAGGGAUACAAUAUUCCCUCAUUUUGUCUGACUGGCUAAGAGAGGAAGUUUUGAUAGGGAUUAGCUGGGAAUCCAGGGGCCAAGAUUGAUGAGCAUUAGGGAGUAGAUUCUUAUAGGAAUAGAGUUGCUGUGGCCUUGCUCAUCCUAUUAGUGAUGAGCUGAUAAAUAUAUGGAAGAUCCCUUGCACCAGUCUUCCCCUUUCUUGUUUUUUUGAGAAAAAUACGCCUUACUUAAAAGUGCUACUGCCUGAGUCUUUCACACUUGCUUGAA
This is a messenger RNA of Dermochelys coriacea (leatherback sea turtle), 873 nucleotides long. RefSeq names its product SS18 like 2 (gene SS18L2). The record is from RefSeq and is a predicted model, not a curated record. Gene Ontology annotation, biological process: positive regulation of transcription by RNA polymerase II. Gene Ontology annotation, cellular component: nucleus. NCBI's taxonomy places the organism in Eukaryota, Metazoa, Chordata, Testudines, Dermochelyidae. Bases 293 to 562 code for a protein of 89 amino acids. The transcript has 3 exons. Gene Ontology annotation, molecular function: transcription coactivator activity.